Messenger RNA from Venustampulla echinocandica, 1902 nucleotides. RefSeq lists its product as uncharacterized. Gene Ontology annotation, molecular function: mevalonate kinase activity; ATP binding. Gene Ontology annotation, cellular component: cytoplasm. Gene Ontology annotation, biological process: ergosterol biosynthetic process; isoprenoid biosynthetic process. The coding region runs from base 1 to 1902 and encodes 633 amino acids. The transcript has 3 exons. The record is from RefSeq and is a predicted model, not a curated record. NCBI's taxonomy places the organism in Eukaryota, Fungi, Ascomycota, Leotiomycetes, Helotiales, Pleuroascaceae.
AUGGAUGGCGCGGCCAGGGAUGCAGCGCUAUUCCCCAUGGGGCAAGGAACCGGACUAGAUCGCCCCCAUACAGGAAAGUGGAAGGCGCAGAAGGGGAAAUGGGAAAUCGCACUGAAGGCUCCGGACACAGGCACAGUACGAAAGGGCACAUUCUCUAUAUACCUGUCUGCCUACUUAUCUCCUCCGAUAUCCCCCUUUCACGCCGCCUUCCUCGCGAGGAGCCAUGCGCUCAGUCUAAGAGAGAGCACCAGAGGGUAUGCAAUGACUGGCCGCACAAGGAGGCUUUUCCGAAGAAAGAGCAAGACAAAGGACGAGAAACCGUAUUCCCGGUCUUCGAGCACCACCAAUACUUCCACCUCAGAGGCAGUAAUCGACACGCCGUCUGACACCUCCUCCGCAUCAGAUUCGUCAUCACUCAACAUGCCAUCCCAUACGAAGGGUGACACGAGUGUCAAUGGUAUCACCAACGGUAUGGCCUCCGCGAAGCUCAAUGGCAACAGCUCGCGACAGCAUAGGACAAUGGCGGAUAAACGGAAGCAGUCCUCGCCCAUGAUGCCCCCUUUUAUGGUUUCCGCGCCUGGGAAGGUUAUUGUGUUCGGGGAACAUGCAGUUGUUCACGGCAAGGCAGCUAUUGCCGCAGCUAUCUCAUUGCGAUCGUAUCUCCUUGUUACCGCGCUCUCGAAAUCCAAACGGACCAUCUCCCUCCGUUUCCCGGACAUCAACCUCUCGCAUACCUGGGAUAUCGAUGAUCUACCAUGGAGCACUUUCUCUCACCCUUCCAAGAAGAAGUCAUAUUACGACCUAGUUACUGAGCUUGACCCUGACCUCGUUGCUGCGAUGAAACCGCAUCUGGCCAAUGUCUCGGAGGAAUUACCGGAAGAUGUACGCAGAGUUCACCAGAAUACCGCCUCCGCAUUUUUAUACUUGUUGUUAUCUCUUGGUUCGCAAUCAUUCCCAGGAUGCUUGUAUACCCUCCGUUCGACCAUACCAAUUGGCGCCGGUUUAGGUAGUAGCGCGUCCGUCUCGGUGUGUCUAGCUGCGGCCCUCUUGCUGCAAAUUCGCACGCUCUCAGGACCACAUCCCGAUCAACCUUCUGAAGAGGCGCGUCUUCAGGUAGAACGUAUAAACAGGUGGGCAUUUGUAGGAGAAAUGUGCAUACAUGGGAAUCCCUCGGGGGUCGACAACACCGUUGCGACACAAGGAAAGGCUGUCGUGUUCCAAAGACAUGAUUACUCGAAACCACCUACAGUCAAGCCCUUAUGGAACUUCCCCGAGCUUCCUCUUCUUCUUGUCGAUACUAAACAAGCAAAAUCUACCGCAGCAGAGGUGGCUAAGGUCGGUGCUUUGAAGAAAGCACACCCUCACAUCACCGAGUCGAUAUUGAACGCCAUCGAUAAAGUUACAGAGGGCGCGGCCGCCUUAAUUGGAUAUGAAGAUUUUGACAGUACCGAAGAAUCAAGUCUCGAGGAAUUAGGAAAAUUGAUGACUAUUAAUCAUGGGCUUCUAGUCGCUCUAGGUGUCUCACAUCCUCGACUUGAACGGAUACGGGAAUUGGUUGAUCAUGAAGGAAUUGGCUGGACAAAACUCACCGGUGCUGGUGGAGGCGGUUGUGCAAUCACUCUUCUCAAGCCGGGCAUCUCUCAUGAGAGGUUGCAACGGUUAGAAGAUACAUUUGACCGAGAAGGAUUUAAAAAAUUCGAGACUACAUUGGGUUGUGAUGGGGUAGGUGUUCUUUGGCCAGCUGUACUCAAGAACGGAAUCGAGGAUGACCAAGGCGGUGAAGAGAUCGAUCAAGAUAAGUUUUUGAACGCUGACGGCAUCGAAGGGGUUGAAGAGCUUGUCGGGGUCCAAGGAGAGAGUGGGGAUCGGGAAGCUUGGAAGUUUUGGAGAGUAGAAAGUUAG